UGUCAAACAAUUUUGUUUUGUUUGAGGUUAUGUUUCUGUGAUUUCUAUCUUUGUGAUGUGUCAAUUUCUGUAAUUUUAUUCGGAGUUAUUAGCUGAAAUGGUAUAAUCAUUCAAUAACUACUCACUAAUCUAAGCAAUUAUAAUGGCUGUUGUUAUUGAGACAACCCUUGGAGACAUCACCGUGGAUUUAUUUGUGGAACAGCGACCAACGACAUGUCUGAACUUUUUGAAACUAUGCAAGAUGAAAUAUUACAAUUACAACUUGUUUCACACUGUACGAAGUGGCUUCAUUGCCCAAACUGGAGAUCCAACUGGGGAAGGGUCGGGUGGAGAAUCAAUUUUUGGCUUGCUGGAGGGAUCGGAAAAGCGAUUCUUUUCCGGUGAGAAAAUGCCUAAAAUUCGGCAUACGGAUGCAGGUUUACUCUCCAUGGUGUGUACUGGAGAAGCCAUGGUUGGAUCCCAAUUCUUUAUUACUUUGGGAACAGAUCUAGACUCGCUAGACGGCGUCCACUGUGUUAUUGGUGAAGUCACUGAGGGCCACGAUAUCUUGAGGAAACUUAAUGACGUCAUUUGUGAUGAAUCCCACCGCCCGUAUCAAGAUGUGAGGAUUACACAUACUGUAGUCCUUGCUGAUCCCUUUAACGACCCAGCUGGCCUGAGGGAACCAUCUCGCUCACCAUCACCUAGUGCUGAACGUCUAAAAGGUGGCCGUAUUGCCCCAGAUGAAGAAAUAGAUGAGACUCAGGGCAAAACUGCUGCAGAAAUACAAGAACUAAUAGAAGAAAAGGAGGCCAAAGCACGGGCCACCAUUUUAGAAAUUGUUGGUGACUUACCAGACGCAGACAUAGCACCCCCAGAGAAUGUACUUUUUGUCUGUAAGCUCAAUCCAGUUACUAGCGAUGAAGAUUUGGAAAUAAUAUUCAGUAGAUUUGGUAAAAUUGUUACAUGUGAAGUUAUACGGGACAAGAAAACAGGUGACUCUUUACAAUAUGCAUUUAUAGAGUUUAGUGACAAAAAAUCUUGUGAAGAUGCCUACUUAAAGAUGGACAAUGUUCUCAUAGAUGACCGAAGAAUACAUGUGGACUUCUCACAGUCAGUUUCAAAAAUAAAAUGGCUUGGAAAAGGAAGGGGAGUUAAGCAUAUUAAUGAUGAUGAUGAUCUCAUUGAAUCAAAUGACAGAAAUAAAUCAAUAAAACCAUACAAACGGGGAUCUAGGAGAUCACCAAGCCAAGAGAAAGGUGAACAUAGAAGUAGACAAAGACAGGAUAAUGAUCAACCAAUGAGAAGUAGAGAGAAACAUGAUAAAGAGGAACAUAGAAGAGAAAAGUAUGAUAGAGAUGAACAAAGAAGAAGAGAGAGGCAUGAUAGACAUGAAGAUAGAAGAAGAGAAAAGAAUGACAGAGAUGAAGAUAGAAGAAGAGAGAAGUAUGAUAAAGAUGAACAUAGAAAUAGAGAGAAACAUGAUAGACAUCAACUUAAAAGUAAAGAAAAACAUGAUAGAGAUAGGCAGAAAGACAGAGAAAUAAGAAGACAUGAAGUUGAAAAAUAUGAGCCUAGACAAAGAAAAGAAACUGACGAAAACAUUAAAAGAAACCGAAGCAGAAGUAGAUCUCCUGUUAGAGAAAAUAGAUACAAAACGGACAGAAAUACAAAUGCAAGUCUAAAUUCAGACAAUAAAUACUCAAAAAAGUCUGAAAGACCCACUAAAGAAAAUGAUAGUGAAAAAAACUCAAACAAACACCAUGAUACUUAUAAGAAUGGUCAUGACAGGGAUGUUUCUUCUACAAAGUCAAUUACAAAUAACUCAUCUAAACGUGAAAUAAAUGAAGGUGAUAAAAUUAAAUCUAAAAGGCAUGAAGAAGAAACUACUAAAGAAAAAUCAAGGAAACACAAAGAUAGUGAGAGAGAUGAUACUAAUGGAUUCAAAGAGAACAGAGACGAGCCGGUCAAGAAAAAACCUAGAGUUACUGAAGAUGUGAUAAACGAAAUUAAGAAUCCCUCCAAAAGUGAUAAAGGUAAAAACUCCUCUAAAGAAGAAAGUUCCUCUCGCAAGAAAGAAGAAAAAACCGCUGUAAAAGUCAAAAAAGAGAAGAAAGAUAAAAAAGUUUCUAAGGUUGCCAAGAAAAACUCUUCUAAAAAGAAAAGAAAGCCAUCCACGUCAAGUUCGAGUGAAUCAUCAACUUCCUCCAGUAGUGAGAGUACUUCGUCAAGUGAAUCUGAUGAUAAAAAAAAGAAAACCCGUAGGAGAAAGAAGAGAUAUUCAUCUACUAGCAGUAGUGAUACCAGUAGCUCUAGCUCUUCGUCCAGUACAUCCUCAAGCAGUGAAUCUUCAACUUCCAGUUCUGAUAGUGAUGCUAAGAAGAAGCGGAAAGCAAAGAAGAAAAUAAACAAAAAGACUGUAAAAAAAAGUAAGAAGAAAACCUGAUGAAGGACUAUGGUCCAUACAUUAAUUAAGCGAUGUUUUAGUAUGUAAUUAAUGUUUUAGUGCAUUUUUGUUGCCAUCACAUCACAUAUUAUUAUUAUUUAAUUCACUCUUUUACUACCUAGGUAUUUAAUUAGGGUAGCUUAUAUUUUCAUUAUCUGAUUCUGGAAAGUUGCUUUUUUAUUUUUAUGUCUGAUCUAUACAUCAUGCUCGUGUACGUAAUUACGUAUGUAUAUCUGUACUUACUUAUAUCACUUAUCCUUAAGACAAUUUAAAGAACUACUUAGAUAAUAUUGAGGUAGUUUCUAAUAACUAGAAUUUUAGGAUUACAAAAUAAUUUCAUACUGAUAAAAUGUUUUAAAUAUUUUGAACUUGAUGUAAAGUACAUUAUGAUUGUGAAUAUGUUUUUACAUUACAAUGUAGUUAAAUUAAGUAUUGAAGGUACAAUAAAAUUAUUGGAAUUUUGCAGAAAUAUGGA
Plutella xylostella (diamondback moth) is the source of this 2900-nucleotide messenger RNA. RefSeq lists its product as uncharacterized. Gene Ontology annotation, biological process: protein peptidyl-prolyl isomerization. Gene Ontology annotation, cellular component: nucleus. The record is from RefSeq and is a predicted model, not a curated record. Gene Ontology annotation, molecular function: peptidyl-prolyl cis-trans isomerase activity; RNA binding. NCBI's taxonomy places the organism in Eukaryota, Metazoa, Arthropoda, Insecta, Lepidoptera, Plutellidae.